This is a messenger RNA of Penicillium angulare, 3039 nucleotides long. Its product is annotated as putative capsular associated protein. NCBI's taxonomy places the organism in Eukaryota, Fungi, Ascomycota, Eurotiomycetes, Eurotiales, Aspergillaceae. The coding region runs from base 1 to 3039 and encodes 1012 amino acids. The record is from RefSeq and is a predicted model, not a curated record. The transcript is spliced from 6 exons.
AUGGUCCAAUUACCCGCGGACUUCGGGCUCAAGGUUUCUGUGGGGGUCUUCUUUACAAGCUCCUUCUUCCUUGAUGCUACCUACAAUGCGACGUUCGCCUUCGAUCGCCCGGUCAACACGGCCAUCCUGGUUUGCAUCCUCAUAGGAAUCACUUUCUUAAUUAUCGGGCGCUUCACCACAUUAACGACUGCACCCUCAACACCUAUCAAUAAACGAUCGCGACUUCCGCUCGCCGAUCAAUUCGAACUUUCAUCAGAGUUGUCCUCGCGCUCUUCGCGCUCCUCUUCGCGCUCCUCCUCUCCCGCGCCCAUUCCAACUUUCGACGAACCAGCGCCAACUUUGCGCUCUGGGUACUGGUACAAAAUCUUCUUGCUUCUCAGCGCCUGUUGUUUGCGAAUUGAAUUGUUCCGCCAAGUCAGCCUCAACAGUGAAUGUGUGCCCGCUGGCUAUUCGUCCGCUAUUCCAUUCCUCGUUUCUCUAUAUGACUUCUGGUACUACCAACGAUUGCGCAUAAUAGACGAAUAUGUCUCGUCCCAACGACUUCAGAGCGUACCUGUUCAAGUGGUUCACUCGAUCUCUCGACGAGCUAUGUACUACUUGACCCAGAGUCGCUUUAGGGGAAUUAUGGCUGCUAGUUUAGUGUCUAUCGGUGGAUACUCAGCGGCGUCGUUUUUGGCUGGAAGCCAGUCCACAUACAUUUGUCCAAUUACCCUCCACACCGCAAACCGCAUACAAAUCAUCAGAGUCGUCAAUACCCUGUUGGAUUCUCUCAUUUUGGUUGGCUUUACCGAGCUGUGCGGAUAUGGGGCCGAUAAAAGCGAAGCGCGAAGAAAGCGAACGCUCAAAUGUUUGGGAGCCGGCUUAUUGAUAAUUGCAUUAGUUUGGUCAAUAAUCAGUAUCUGGGUUCCUCAGAGCCGCCCUGAGCAUAGCGGUCAGCCCUUCCUUGACCUCAGGUACACGCGCAGUGCUUUUGGGCAGGCUCUACUAAUUCUUGCAUUCGUCAUUUCUACCUGGAAAAUGCUGCCAUCUUACGGUAUCCUUGGUGUAUCCAUUCUUAGUGGCUUCAUGUUCUUAUACUUCCCUGCCGUCUCUACUCUGCUCUUCCAACAGCUACCGUACCCCUUCAUCUCAAUCGGCCAUGCCACAUUUCCCUUCAUAGCCGCUACAGCAGGGGCUGUGCUCUUUCUGCUAUCCCGUGUACUUUGUGUUGAAGAAACAAAAUCACUUUAUCGCACGAAUAUCACUCUUCAGGUCAUAUUCGCCACAUGUUGCUUCACGGGUCUUGUAUUCGCUGCCACCAAGCAUCAUUACUCUCAUACACACCCAAUUGAUCUUCUCAUCCACAAAGCGAAUGUGCAGUUUGAGAAGUUCACUGAGCAAGCGGGUGCUAGUACGUCUCUCGAACAAGCAGUCGAGACGUAUCAGGCCCGAUAUUCUCAGCACCCUCCACCUGGAUUCGACAAAUGGUAUGAGUAUGCCACAAACCGUUCCUCCGUCAUCAUCGAUGAUUUUGAUGAGCUUCACAAAAACCUUCUUCCUUUCCGAUCGGUCCCGGCGAAUGAAAUUCGUGAAAUGACACAAAAGUUAGCGACCAACCCCUUCAAUGACCUUGGCGCCAUUAGCAUUCGGGAUGGAAAAGCUAGAGUCCAGGAAGGGAUCAGGCCGACACAUGCGUGGAUGGUUCAAGCUGCAUGUACAAUGAUUGAGAAAUUCGCCGAGCACCUUCCGGAUAUGGAUCUGGUCUUCAACUUGAAUGAUGAGCCUCGAGUAGCGGUGCCGUGGGAGAAGAUAUGGCCAUACAGGCGCUACUCUAAAGGAAGGGAACAAGACUUUGAUCCUAACUUGGAAGUUAUGAAUGAGUGGUCUGCGGGUCGAGCGGAAGGCUGGGGCCCGAUCGAACCAGCCGACUCAACAACUGAAACUGUUUUUACGGACGCUUCGUGGAGGGGUGUCUUCGAUCCGUAUGUGAGCGCCGUCUGUCCACGUUCAUCCAAGGCACGCACACGCCGCAUUUGGAAUCGGCACGACGUAUGUCUAGGCUGCACACAACCCCAUUCUAUGAGCCAAUUUCCCAAGAGCUUUGAUAUUGCCUCGGACAUUUGCCACCAGCCUGACCUGGCUUUCCUUCACGGCAUGUUAAUCUCGCCAGCCUCAUUCAAAGUCUCCCAAGAGCUAGUGCCAGUUUUCAGUCAAAGUGCACUGAAAGGUUUUAACGACAUUCUCUUCCCAAGUCCAUGGAACUACAUCGACAAAGUAAAAUACGAGCCAUCAAGCGAACACCCCGACCCAGACUACGACAGAAAAGACAAUUCAAUCUUUUGGAUCGGCAGUACGUCCGAAGGCGUAAGUCGCUUUGGAGAAUGGAAGGGCAUGCCUCGACAAAGAUUCGCACAUCUCAUUAACAACAACACCGAUAACCAAGUCUCCGUACUUCUCCAAAACGGACCUAAAUCCUACAAGUACGAAAUAAUGAACGGAAACGAUCCCUCAGACAAAUUAGGUCUCAGCGCAGAUGUUCACGUCUCCUCAGUCUCCCGCUGCGACGAUUGCAGCGAACAAGAACUAGAGAUGGGACUUGCUCCCGGUAUUGACUUCCAAGACCACUGGUCCUACCGAUACCUAUUCGACCUCGACGGCGCCGGAUUCAGCGGUCGCUUCUUACCUUUCUUACAGAGUCACAGCCUGCCUUUCAAGACCGGCCUUUUCCGCCAAUGGUUCGAUUCUCGAAUGAUAUCUUGGUUCCACUUUGUCCCCGUUGACAUCCGUCUUCAUGGCUUCUGGAGUACGCUGGCGUACUUUGCUGGUGUAUCGGAUCCAAAAACCGAUGGCCAUGAGGCUCAUAAGCGUUCCUCAUGGAUGAAUGCACAUGACGAACAAGGUGCAUGGAUCGCUGAACAAGGACGAAAAUGGGCGGAGACUGCCCUGCGGAAGGAAGAUAUGGAGAUCUACUUCUUCCGUCUUUUACUUGAAUGGGGUCGUAUGACAGAUGAUCAGAGAGAGGUGAUGGGUUUCACCAUGAAGCUGUCAACCGCCGCUUGA